This is a messenger RNA of Magnusiomyces paraingens, 4329 nucleotides long. RefSeq lists its product as uncharacterized. The record is from RefSeq and is a predicted model, not a curated record. The transcript has 2 exons. Gene Ontology annotation, biological process: tRNA methylation. Gene Ontology annotation, molecular function: RNA binding; tRNA (guanine) methyltransferase activity. Bases 1 to 4329 code for a protein of 1442 amino acids. Lineage: Eukaryota; Fungi; Ascomycota; Dipodascomycetes; Dipodascales; Dipodascaceae.
AUGACCUCAUUAAUACCAUCGCUUGUCCAGGCGUUGGACCUUAAUGCGAAAACGUCUUUGGUGGUCAACUUUGAAAAGAAAAUUGUAAAUUUCCCGUACGAUGCAGAUCAGUCGCCGCAAAUCAUAGACGCGCUUGCAGAAACAGUAGCGUUGCUAAAGCCUGAAGACUGGGCGGAAACUUACGCGUCUCUUGUCAAAUACAUGGAGACCAGUCUUGCGCAGAAUCAAAUAAACACCACUGCGCUUUUGGUUCAAAAAAUUCCUUCGUUACGCGACCAGUUUCUCGAAAAAACACUCAAAGUGUUUUCAGACUACAUUACCCUUGAUGAUUCCGGGAUCCUUAAGUACUUUGGGUCAUUUGACAUACCAUUCCAAGAAAAAGACGAGAUUUCUUUUGAAGAUGCUCAAGCUAACGUGCUCCUUUUCUUGGAAACUUUAUACCAAGCAGUUAUUCCUCUAGACGACAUAACUUGUAUUAGUGAUUUAGUGCUUUUGAAGUACUUGUUGGUGCUGCAUUGUUCUAACGACACUAAAGUUUCAACGCUAGCUACCAAGAUUUUUGGCGUAGUCAUCAAAAGACAAAAUAAGCUUGAUAGUGAGCUUUUCCAGUUAUGGUGGAAGGUGGUUGAGGUAUGCAUUCUCGAAGACGGCACCGAGACAGUCAAUGGUUAUAUCCAAUGGCUUCGAUGCAUCAAUGGGAAUGUUUUAAAAGAUUCCCUGGAAGCGCUUGAAAAACUUUUUGACUUAGAACUGUAUUGGGAUCUGAUGAUUCAGGGACUUUUAAGCAAAUCAUAUGACCUUAGAAAAUACACCUUACACAUUCUUUCUCAGUCACUACAAAAGAUUGAUCACAAUAUAAAUACAAGUACCAUGUUUUGGGAUAUAAGCAAGCGUGAAAAACAUCUUUGGGAAUGGGAGCGGUUUGGUACCUUGGUUAACAUUGUGUCAAUUGACACGUCGAUCCACCAAACAGGCGACUCUGCUGCUGAUCUGGUCAAGCUUAUUGGGAAGGAUUCAUUGAUCCCCAAGACUUGGGCUCGGUGUUUACUCUCCACUGGCCUGAAAUCAUCGACGGAUUCAAUCCGUGAGUUUAUUGGAAAUGUGGUGUUGUCCCUGGAUGUACAAGACAUGUCUAUAUUUUUAGACGGGUACGAGUUUUUGACUGGCACGCUUUUGCCACAUCUUAUGCUUGCAUCUCAUUUUGUGGUCAAGAGAGAGACGGUGGACAGCGAAUUUGGAUGUGUUUACGGUGAGCAACUGGCAUCCUUUAUUGGGUCCAUUAUCCACUACCUUGAACCUCAGCCCAAGGUUCUGAAUCAGUUACUGAAUGCACUUUUUGUUCACUUGGAUGCUGAGAGAUAUUCCUUUGAUCCAGCACGACUUUAUUUGGUGAGCGGCAUUGAGAGUGGUCUUCGAGGGAAACACGUUCUUAAUUCGGAAUGCUUGCAGUCGCUUUUUGUUAUUUUCACAAACUUUUCUGAGUCGAGACUUCGCGAGGGUAUUUUCCAUUUUUACUUUUUGAGAUUAUUGCUUUCAGUGGACCAGUCUUUGGUUACCCCCGAAGAAUGGUUUCCCGCCUUGCUGCAACUAGUCACACUGCAAAAAACACUAUAUUUUGAACAGCGCGAAUCCAUCAUCAAGUUUAUUUCACAGGAUCCUAAUUAUUUGAAAUACUUUACCAAGGCUUCAGAGCAAAAAGAGUAUGACUUUUUGGUUCUUUUUUCAGACAUUUCAGCACAGCUUGGGGUUACAGUUGACUUAGAAGCUAUGCCACCCCAGUUUUUCCUUACUGUUUUGUCGUGGCCCAAUGGUGACGACCUUUAUUCCAAUACAAAAUACCAGCAAAAACUUGAUUUAUUUGUCAAUUCUUUUCUAGAGAAAAUCAUUGCCGAACCAUUCAGCAAUGACUUUACCAACGGGCUUUUGCUUAUUCCUGUUUGGAAACAACUGACCAAUGCCAAUUGGCUUCGUCUGGAGCCUGCUUCCAAGCACCUCGAUACUAUUGUUAACAACAUUUCCGGGAUCCAAGCUAACGAAGAUAAUAUGACUGUUUUGAGUGCCCAGCUGGUUGCACUUAACGUUGCUUUACUGUCACAGACUAGUGUUUCAAGCAACACUGUAUCUUUGAUUUUCACCAUUGCGUCUAAAGUGAUUCGUGCGAAAAUUGCUAAUAGAAAUUACCUGGAUACCAAGAAAACAGCACUUACCGAGGUUCACCGGGCUGUAGGAGUUGCUCUAAAGGCGUGUUCUUUGGACUUUGAUGACAAUACAAAGGCACAAUUUUUGGAUACUCUUGCAACGAAUUUUGAGUCAGUAGACUAUGAGUGCCGGUUGCACAUUGUUUCUGGAAUUUAUACGUUACUGCGUAGCGCUCAUGAAUACUCGGAAGAACUGACACCGCAAUUUUUUGUUGCAUUUCAAACUUUAUGGUCGUCGUUGGCUGCUGAUAGACUGAUGGCCAACGAGAAGUAUUUGCAUUUUUCAUUUUUGGACAUGAUCCUGGACCCCAUUGUUAUUAGAAUGACAGCAUUGAAUCCGGAGUUUUCGCAAACCAUGGAAAGCAUUUUGCUUGAGGUUGUGGAGCUCUCAUAUGCGCGUAGAUGCUUGCUUCCACACAUUUCUCGGAGGUUUUUGGAGUACCUGCAAACGAUUCAGAAAUCCAAGACAGAACUGCCAUUACCAUUCUGGAUUGGAACGUUGCUUGCUCGCAUUUACAUUUUUAACCAACUUGCGGACAAUUAUUUUAGAAUCGAGAUUGUGGUUGCCAGUAAGCUAGACGCGCACCCAUAUUCUGGGUCACGGCAAACGUACCUAAAAGAGUACGGUUGCAACGAGGUUGACGCGAAAAUCUACGCGGCCAUGUUUUUUGCGAGCCUUGACGUUCAAAACUCUUCUCAUGCUGCUUUUGCCAGCAACGUCCACGACUACAUUCUGUAUAACGGGCCGUAUCACAUUUUCGAACCCUUGAAACGCAACGAUGGGAUCGAGGAAUUGGAGCGGAUUCGUGGGCAUCAGGUGCUGCUACUUCUGAGCGGGUUCUGGGUCGAUCGACAACAGGCUUUGACUCGCGCGUUACUGCCUGUGGUCGACACAGAACCAUCACCGGUGGCACGCAUUUAUGUGGAAUGGUUACUGGCACUGCUCAACGUCCAAGACGUUUUUGUUCGUGGAGUUAAAGAAAAUGUGGUGCUUCGCGAAAUGGAUAAAGUGGAGGAAUCGCCACGGGUGAUUGCAUCGCUGGAACGGAUUGCACUGCUGACUGCUCGGAGUCUCAAGAACAAAAAUAUUAAAUUGGCACGAGAUUAUUAUGAGGAGUAUAUUUAUAAGCUUGUGCCGUUUAGUACAAGCAAUCGUGCAACAGUGCGUCACUCAUCAGUAUCGAUGCUUGUUGCACUUGAGAACGAGUUUGAGGGUGGAAGUCAAGAUCUGGUUGAUGAGCAUGUAGUUCGGAUUAUUAGACAGAUUUGUUCUAAUGCGCGUGCUUCGGAUACGUUCAAGCAGCACCGGAGUGGUGAGAAUAGUGUAUGGGACAUUGAUGGUGAUUUGAACUUGAUUGGUGCAUGUGGUGGGGUAAUUCAAAAGUUGUCUGACCGACAGAUUGGAGUUGUGACCAAGCGGGAGUUUGAGACAUGCUCUUUUGGAGGACUACAAGACCUGGAAUUGAAUGUUCCUGCCGGGUUUACGGUCAGCUACGAGACAUGGCGGCCAGAGGUUGAAGAGAGCGAAGCAGAGGAGGAUUUUAAUAAGAUAAGUGGUACCAAGCAGGCAGAGCCUGCACCACUGCAGACCAAGAGUGGAUUCUGGAACGACGUGAUUAAUUUGUCUUUGGGUGAGGACGGAAGAGACAGUGACAAGGUUGAACGGGGUGAGCUCAUAGUGGUUGCAAGUUUGGUGGCCAAGCCGCCGAAUCUUGGAGGAAUUUGUCGUUUGUCGGAUGUACUUGGGGCCAAGUUAUUGUGUUUGGGGGAUUUAGGAGUGACCAAGACUCAAGCUUUCCGUGGAGUUGCUGUGACUGCAGACCGGUGGAUGCCUAUGACAGAGGUACCGGAGAGCGCGGUACUUGAGUACAUGUUGAAGAUGAAGCGGGAACAUGGGUAUACGUUGAUUGGGUUGGAGCAGACGGACAAGAGUGUGGAGCUUAAUGGAGAGCUCCGAUUCCCACGCAAGUCACUUGUUUUACUGGGCAAAGAACGGGAAGGAAUUCCUGGUGAGUUUUUGGCUGAGUUGGAUUUUUGUGUGGAGAUCAAGCAGGUGGGGGUGAUUCGCAGCAUGAAUAUUCAAACGGCGACGGCUGUGAUUGUUCACGCCUACUCGAUCCAGCAUUGUUAG